Messenger RNA from Gigantopelta aegis, 1319 nucleotides. RefSeq names its product peroxisomal biogenesis factor 19-like. Bases 35 to 997 code for a protein of 320 amino acids. Gene Ontology annotation, cellular component: peroxisomal membrane; peroxisome. Gene Ontology annotation, biological process: protein import into peroxisome membrane. The record is from RefSeq and is a predicted model, not a curated record. Lineage: Eukaryota; Metazoa; Mollusca; Gastropoda; Neomphalida; Peltospiridae. The transcript has 8 exons.
AACAGAAAUCAACAACAGAGGGCGCAAAACUGUCAUGGCCGACGAUGAAUCAGACCAUAAAGAGAAAGAAACGCUGAACGCUCAAAGUGGUGAAGGCGUCAAAGAUGAGACGGCGCAGAAAGAUAAAGUGGAGGAAGAUGAUGAACUAAAUGACUUAUUAGAUAGUGCUCUAGAAGAUUUCACCAAGUCGGACGUGUCUGGUGCUGGUUGUAGCGGUCUCGUACAGCAGCAUGGAGCUGAGAAGGCUGGGGCACAGACAGCUGAGUCAGCAUCGUGUUCAAACCACCUGGGAGGCUUGGAUCCUGGAGAGGUUGGAGCUGACCCGUUUUCCGAGGAGAUCUCAGACGAGAUGGCCAAGCAGUUUUCCGAGGCGAUGAAGUCGUUCAUGGCGCAGGACCCAGCCCUGAUGCAACAGUUUGAGAAACUCACAACAUCGGCCGGUCGUGCAGGUGACUCACAAACUGCUCAAGGCGAGUUUACCGAGACCCUGACCCAGACACUGUCAGGUUUACAGGAGAAUGCCGAAGGGCUACAGAAUGAGGUGAGUGAGGAUGAGCUGUCACGGGUGUUUGAGAACCUGGGCCUGGAUGGUCAGCCUGAUGGUGAAUUCUUCCCCAUGAUGCAGGGAAUGAUGAAGAUGCUGUUGUCGAAGGACGUCCUGUAUCCCUCGCUCAAAGAAAUAUCUGACAAAUAUCCUAAAUGGUUGUCGGAGCACAAGGAGAGCACAGAGAAAGAAGAGUUUGAGAAUUACACCAAACAGCACAAAAUCAUCGAGGCUAUAUGUACAGAGUUUGAAUCGGAGAGUGACAGCGAGACAGAGGACGCAAAGCGCCAGAGGUUUGAGAAAUUAAUGGACUUGAUGCAACAGAUGCAAGAAUUGGGUCAACCUCCAAAGGACAUUGUUGGUGAAAUGGCUCCUGGGUUAGAGUUUGACGAGAAUGGAAUGCCUAAAGUUCCUGGCAUGCCUGCAAUGAGUGAACAGUGUGCAGUCAUGUGACCGGUUGACUGCCAGACCUUGACAGUAUCAGUUAUCUGCCCUUGUGUGUAAAUCUGCUCAGUAGUUAAUCAGUGGCUAACUCAAACCACUCUACAACAACAGUGUACACUGACCCUGCUUAAUACAGCCACCUGUAGUAUGGAGACUACAACAACAGUGUACACUGACUGCUUAAUACAGCCACUUGUGUUUUUGGAGACUACGACAAGUGUAGAUGUACACUGACACUGCUUAAUACAGCCACUUGUGUUUUUGGAGACUACGACAAGUGUAGAUGUACACUGACACUGCUUAAUACAGCCACUUGUGUUUUUGGAGACUA